Saimiri boliviensis boliviensis (Bolivian squirrel monkey) is the source of this 510-nucleotide messenger RNA. Lineage: Eukaryota; Metazoa; Chordata; Mammalia; Primates; Cebidae. The record is from RefSeq and is a predicted model, not a curated record.
AUGAUUAUUUACCGGUACCUCAUCAGCCACAUUGAGAUGUUCUCUGACAUAUACAAGAUCCGGGAGAUCGCUGAAGGGCUGUGCCUGGAGGUGGAGAGGAAGAUGGUCAGUAGGAUAGAAGGUAACAUUGAUGGUUCGAUUAUUGGUGGAAAUGCCUCCGCUGAAGGCCCUGAGGGCGAAUGUAUGGAAAGCACAGUAAUCACUGGUGUCGAUACUGUCAUGAACCAUCACCUGCAGGAAACAUAUUCCACAAAAGAAGUCUACAAGAAGUACAUCAAAGAUUACAUGAAAUCAAUCAAAGGCAAACUUGAACAGAGACCAGAAAGAGUAAAACCUUUUAUGACAAGAGCUGCAGAACAAAGCAAGCACAUCUUUGCUAAUUUCAAAAACUACCAAUUCUUUAUUGGUGAAAACAUGAAUCCAGAUGGCAUGGUAUUGGACUACUGUGAGGAUGGUGUGACCCCAUAUAUGAUUUUCUUUAAAGAUGGUUUAGAAAUGGAAAAAUGUUAA